AUGGGUUACACUCGUGAUAGAUAUCAGAUUGUUGUGUCCCUCGGGGACACAGGCGAGGAUGUCGAGGCUCGACCUGACUCGACGCACCGCCGACAGCCCCGGUCUCCCACGGGGCAUGGCAAGAGCCGGAGUCAAUUUAGAGACAACCUCAGCCGACUCGAAUUUGAUUGCAUUGACCUACGUCCCUUGGAGGCACACGAGGAUGCUAUCGACCUGAAACAUGUCCAGACUUGGAAUUUUCUCACACCGGAUGGGUCCAAGCUGAGAAAGGGACGCGUCAAUUCGCUAUUCUGCCUCACGGAGGAGCAUGACCCGGCGACGGAAUUUGGCGUCAGAUACGUCAGACAGAUCGGCAGUGAUACAUCUAGCCCACGGUCUUUUGAGAUUGCGGACGGAUGGCUGGCAACUUGUCUUUCCGCGGGAAACCCCCCGGAAUUUGACGAUUGGAGGCCGCCUAUUGCCUUCGGUCUUGACCCCGAGCUAUACCGUGGUCACGAGGCCGGAGGCUCCAAGGUGGUCGCAUCCGAUAAUGAAGCUGCGUCUAUGGUCACAAUUAUCCGUAUGCAGCUUUGA
Diaporthe citri is the source of this 573-nucleotide messenger RNA. RefSeq lists its product as uncharacterized. Lineage: Eukaryota; Fungi; Ascomycota; Sordariomycetes; Diaporthales; Diaporthaceae. The record is from RefSeq and is a predicted model, not a curated record. The coding region runs from base 1 to 573 and encodes 190 amino acids. The transcript has 2 exons.